This is a messenger RNA of Lottia gigantea (owl limpet), 624 nucleotides long. RefSeq lists its product as hypothetical. Lineage: Eukaryota; Metazoa; Mollusca; Gastropoda; Lottiidae. The annotation marks the transcript as partial. The transcript has 2 exons. Gene Ontology annotation, cellular component: aminoacyl-tRNA synthetase multienzyme complex. The record is from RefSeq and is a predicted model, not a curated record.
ACUGGAAAACUCCAUGAUAUAGUAGUCUACAUCGAUCCAUCUUCUAUACCUUAUUCAUUAUUAGUUUUAUACCACCAAUUACAACAACAUUAUUCUAUACUAGCUUCCACUCAUCUUCAUUCUUCUGUAUCCUACGUACCAGAUAAUAUACAAAAUCUCUUUAACAAUGGCCUUGUACAGUCUCGUAAAGAUUACCAAAUAGCUCUCACUGUUAUCUGGAAAAAAGUGCUGUUUGGUCCAAGAUUAAUGGUGGAUCCAAGUAAACAAACAGCUAUUGAAGGUGAAGUGAAUGUAGCUAGAUAUCUACAGCGUUUGUUAGAUUCGAGUUUUGAUAGUGGAGAUGUUGUUCAAGCUACACAGAUAGAUGAAUGGUUGGAUACAGCUCAAAUACAAUAUAAUAAUGGCAGUAACAAGGAGAGGGCUGCAGUAAUGAGGUCAUUGAAUGCUAAGUUAGGGAAAAGUAGUUGGCUUGUUGGUGAUAGGUGUUCUCUAGCUGAUGUAGCUAUGUGGUCUGUUUUACAGCAAUCUGGACAAGUUGAUAAUGUUCCUGGUAAUGUGAAGAAAUGGUUAACUUCUUGUAAUGCCUCCAGUUUAUUUGCUUAUGCUUUGAAAUUUGUUCAAUAA